GUUCCCAGUACUUCCUGGGAACUCUGGAGCAAACCAGGGCGGAAAGCCUGAGCUCGCUGGCUGAGAGGACUACAGAUGACACAGGCAGGUCUAGUCUGCAUUCAUCUCCUACCAGGCGCACAGUUUUCUUUCAAGUUCUCAGUGAAACAGCCUAGGUUAUAUUUGCAGGCUGGUUAACCUGUGCUACAGAAAUAAGAGCAAACCCCUUGAGAGCUGAGCAACAGUAACUGGCCAUUUUUUCUGCUCACACAGGCAAAAUGAACAUUCAAGAGUAUUUUACAAGAAUUUCUUACAAGGAGUGCCAUAAGGACACAGACUUGCAAACCUUAAUAGACAUCUUCCAACAUCACAUCCAGGCAAUUCCUUUUGAAAAUCUCAGCAUGCAUUGUGGGGAGACCAUUGAACUGGAUUUACAAGCUACUUACAACAAGAUUGUGAAGAAGAAACGUGGGGGAUGGUGCCUGGAAAUCAACCACCUUUUAUUUUGGGCCCUGAAAGAAUUAGGGUAUGAAGUCUGCAUUCUUGGAGGAAGGAGUUAUGACCCAGCAAAGAAGGCAUACACUGCUCAGAUCGAUCAUAUGCUUCUGAAGGUGGUGAUUGAGGGUACUUCCUAUUUAGUAGAUGCUGGUUUUGGGGGUGCCUACCAGGCAUGGCAGCCACUGGUGUUGGUUUCUGGGAAGGAUCAACCCCAGACCCCUGGAAUCUUCCGCUUCAUGGAAGACAACGGGACCUGGUACUUUGAGAAAGUCAAAAGGAAGCAUUAUAUUUCUGAGCAAAGUGUCCCUCCCACUGAUACCCCAGAACUGGGGAAUAUCAGAAAAAUUUAUACCUUCACUCUUGAGCCACUACAUGUAAAUGACUUUCAGGAGCUAAAUGGAUACUUACAAGUCUGCCCAGAUAACAUCCUUCAGAAGAAGUCAAUCUGCAGCCUCCAGACCACUGAAGGGGUUUAUGCCUUGGUUGGAUGGACCUUCACUGAGAUGAAGUACAGGUACAAGGAAGAUAUGGACCUGGUGCAGAUCACAACUCUCACAGAUGAAGAGGUUGAGAAGACACUGAAAGACAAAUUCAAUAUAGUGCUGGAGAACAAACUCAUUCCCGUGAACGUUCGUGGCUUGCCACCUAAUCUAGUGGAUAAAAUCUCAUUUUAAAUGCUGUGCUAGAUGGAUCUUUAAAUAUCCAAUAUAAAAAAGUUGUAAAAUCAACUUUAGUAACGUUAAUCUGAUUCUAAAGUUGAGGUAGUGAGAUGAACACAAAGCUUAGCAAACGCAAGGACAUUGCUAAUUAACUACAUAUACAGAUUGCAUAUUUUUUCUGAAGCUUCUCCUUUAUAAACUGAGACAUCUUACUAGCUCUAAUUUGCCUGUAUGGAAAUUGCUUUUUUACUCCAUAACAUUUUGUUCCACCUCUCUGAUUCUCAUUUUAUUUCAGAUAUAUCUUGUGGCAAAGGAGACCAAAAUAAUACAUGAAGAGAAGCUGUGUUACCAUUUUACACAAAAGACCUCUGACCUUUUUUGGUAUUAUUUCCAAUCUUUUUCUCAGCAGAGUUUUACAAACUAUUCACUUCCUUUAACAGUCUGAAAUAGAAAAAUGAGCUGAAUUUGGCUUUCAAAAGCUUCAAAAAAAAAAAAAAAAAAGAAAGGUUAAGACUUUCUCAAAACAAGCCACUAUUAGGUGCUGAUUAGCUUAUAAUGAAAUAAGUUGAAAGACUUGAGUCCUAUUCCCUAACCAGAAAUUCAAUUGAAGUUAACUAUUUAUGCAAGGGCACUUAAAAAAAAACCCCAAAAUCUCUAAUUUGCACUGCCCAGUUUUCCCAAGUCUGAUUUUUCUGGGUGACUGAAGUGGAACCGAAAUCAGUAGAAGCUGAGAUGAUUCAACAGUUCUUAAAAAUCAUGCUUUUGGUAUUAAAAAUUGGAAACAAUCAAAGUUAGAUCAAACUAUAACCUAAACUUUUGGGUCCUGACCUUCAUGCGGUGCCAAGCAGGCAUGACAGGAUAAAAUUUCCUAUUAAUUACAAACAGGAUUCUGCACAAAAGCUACCUUAAAUAAGUAAUAUCACAGAUGUGAAAGAAAAUUAGGGAAAUUAGGACAUGCCCCCUGUUUCACAGCAUGUUGUACAUAGCACAAAAGCCUUUUACCUUUAUGAUACCUGUGGCAGGUACUGAACAGGAUGUGUUGUGAAAGAGGACAAUGGAAGAGCAUCAGUUCUCAGCCAAGGAAAAAUCUUUGAGCCAGCCAUAGGUGCACCUGAUGUGCCUAAACCUCAGGUCCCUUGCCAGACACAGUCUGAUGAGCUCUUUGCCUUCCCAAAAACUGACUUUUCACCUCCCCCAGAUGCAAAGGAGACAGGGAGAGAAUUAAAUUAAGAGCUCAGCAACACUUUGAAGAUGCAGGAAGCCACGUUUUAGAAAGGAAAUGCUUUGCUUUGUACAAAUACAUAUUUAUCAUAGCAUUUGUUAGCUCUGGGUAGUUCCUUGCUGCAGUGGAAGCUUUGAACACAUUGAAAAAGUUCCUUUGUGAGCAAAUAAGGGUCAUUUUGUGCACCUGCAGAGCCUGGAAAAUGCAGUCUGCAAUACCUUGGCAAUUCAGUUCACCCACAAGGAAGCAGAUGACUAUCACACAGAAUCACAGGAUUGGCUGGGUUGGAAGGGACCUCAGAGAUCAAGUCCAACCCUUGAACC
Messenger RNA from Calypte anna (Anna's hummingbird), 2681 nucleotides. RefSeq names its product arylamine N-acetyltransferase, liver isozyme. Gene Ontology annotation, molecular function: acetyltransferase activity. NCBI's taxonomy places the organism in Eukaryota, Metazoa, Chordata, Aves, Apodiformes, Trochilidae. The transcript has 2 exons. Bases 258 to 1151 code for a protein of 297 amino acids. The record is from RefSeq and is a predicted model, not a curated record.